AUGGUAUCCUCAUCCUUCUUCGGCGGCCUGGCGGCCAGAGCCUUUUUCUUAAUGUCUAGUCACACCCACUUCGCGGACCAGCCUACUUAUACUGCCAACACCAUUGAUGCGAUCAAGGCCCUCCAGACGUGGUACGACAAUACGACGGGCCUGUGGGACACUACCGGCUGGUGGAAUAGUGCCAACUGCCUGACAACACUCGCCGACUUCGCGGUGCUAAACCCAACCUCUUCUACGGAUCUCGAUAUACCUAAUACCAUCCAAAACACCUACGAACAAGCACAAAAGACGGCAGUCUCAGCCGUGAAAUCCCUUUCGGUGGCAGGCCUUCCCAUUUCAACUUACACGAGAAUCUCGAAGCGAGCCCUCAGCAAGAGGGGCUUCGAAAACUUUCUCAACGACUACUAUGACGACGAGGGGUGGUGGGCACUGGCCAUGAUUCGCAGCCACGAUGUCGGCGUCUAUGGAAUGGGAGAUCAGCAAUAUCUCCAGGCCGCAGAGGAAAUCUUCGAGGAUAUGCACGCUGGCAAUUCGAGCUGCGGAGGCAUCUACUGGAGCAAGGUCGGCACGUACACCAACGCCAUCGCCAACGAGCUCUUCCUAAGCGUGGCGGCAUCCCUUGCAAACCGGGUCCCGGGAAAGAAGGAUUAUUACCUGGCCAUCGCCCAGACCCAGUGGAAUUGGUUCAAGAACAGCGGCCUGAUUAACUCGGAUAACCUGAUCAACGACGGCCUCACCGACGACUGCAAGAACAACGGCAUGACCACGUGGACCUACAACCAGGGCGUCAUCCUCGGCGGCCUGGUGGAGCUCUACAAGGCCUCGGGCGACGCCUCCUUGCUCAACCAAGCAUCGACCAUCGCCGGCGCUGCCAUCUCGACCCUCUCGCGCAACGGCGUGCUCUACGAGGGCUGCGAGCCCAACUGCGGCUCCGACGGCGCGCAGUUCAAAGGUGUCUUCAUGCGCAACCUGCGCUACCUUCAGCAGGAACAACCGCAGCAGGUCUUCGCGAGCUUCAUCCUCGCCAACGCGGACGCGAUAUGGGCCAACGAUCGCAACAAGGCGAAUAAUCAGCUGGGGCCGACGUGGAACGGACCGCUCGCGAUUGCCACGGCGGGCACGCAGAGCUCGGCUUUGGAUACCCUGGUCGGAGCCGUUGCUGUCUCGUAA
This is a messenger RNA of Anthostomella pinea, 1170 nucleotides long. NCBI's taxonomy places the organism in Eukaryota, Fungi, Ascomycota, Sordariomycetes, Xylariales, Xylariaceae. The record is from the annotation of a GenBank genome assembly.